This is a messenger RNA of Echinostoma caproni, 1017 nucleotides long. The record is from the annotation of a GenBank genome assembly. NCBI's taxonomy places the organism in Eukaryota, Metazoa, Platyhelminthes, Trematoda, Plagiorchiida, Echinostomatidae.
AUGAGUGAUCCUUUUAUGCAAGCCACAAAGACAAAUACAUGUUAUGCAUAUAUUUUCCUCAGAGAACUAUUCGAUCGAUGUGAACCACGUUCCACGCAUGAAGCCCUAGCCGAAGUGGCAGCUGGAUUUGCUGCGGUCAUGACAUCCCAAGAAAUUCGAGUGGAUGACAAACGUAUUGAAUGGGUCUUUCACACCUGUUUGCUUCUCUGUAUCGCAGCCAUCGUGUCCGUGCUACAGGUUGCCCCAGCGUUUGUCAUUUAUGGCCUAUGGCAACAUCAUGGAGUAUUUGCAUGCGCUCCAGAUCCCAUUAUCCCGUACGAAUAUCAUCUUUAUUUCAAUGUUCACAAAACCAUGUUUAUCGAUGGAAUGUUCCAAUGCACUUGUUCCGUACUGUUAAGUGUCAUAAUCUAUCGACAAUUCAAGCGGGUCCAACGCAUUGUUAAUCAGUUACGUUCAGUUCAUUUAUCCCGUGAUGUGGUCAGUGUGACCCUGCUUGCGACGAUCCUCCGGUUGGACGAAACCUCGCAGAACAUGCGUAUUCUAUUCUCUCUCCUAUUUCCUACAAUUUGUUCCCGUCUGGCUCGUUUGUGCCUUCCAGAUCCCAGUGCAAUGGCUAAAGAUGCGAACUAUACAACCUCGCGUGAAGCUCGCCUACGUCGACUUACUAAACUCAGUCUGUGGCAUCUCAUAACCUAUUUAGAUAUUCUGAUCUCCGGAUUUGGAUACUGGUGCUGGUAUAUCAAUGUACCUAAAUUGAUCAGUACCAUCAAGACUGGUUAUGAGUACUUCAUGCGCUGGAUACGUCGAAAGCGUCGAAAGCGAAGGGGCCGAAGAGUUGCGAGAAGUUACUUCCGACAAAGCUGUAUCUCAAUGGGUAUACGGAUUGAUGAUCUGCAUCGGAACAAGACAAUCAUCAACCAACUGAAUGCAUUGCAGCAACAUUUGGGAGUUUUCUAUGCCGAUGAACUUCAAGAGGCGGAACGUUUGUUAAACUCUUUAGACUAUGCUUUUGACUAA